CCGUUGUUAGUGUUAGUUCUGGCCCGUUUGGACCCAGACUAAAGCGAGUUUAUUCGGUUCUGUGUAACCGAACCCGUUCUGUUCUGUAUUGUGUGUAUGUGUGUAGUUAACGGUGUUAACACCUGUGUUUCAGGUGUAUCAGUAUGAAGCAGGCGGUGACGGCGCACUGAUUCACUCUCGGAGCUCGGUUCACUAAUGACCGAAUCACCGUGGAACCGACUAAAGAUAACUCACACCUUACGGAGAAGAAGAACAAGAGGAGGAGAAGAUGAGCUGGAGUGGGGCAAAGAGAACUGCAUUCAGAUCAAAUGGAUACGAGAGGUGGCCGAGUUGUUUGAGGAUCUGAAGAAUCGAGUGUCACAAUUCAACAUGCACAUCAGCGAAACUUCCUCUCCCUCUGACUACACCAGCGCGCACACAGAAAUUCAUAGUGCAGGUGGCGAUUGCAGGCGCAUUUUAUCCGAACUGCUUCCUCCAGGGAACAGUGGACGAGGAGCUCGCCUCCAAGGAACUCUAUGGAAACGACCCCAGGACCACCAUAGUGGUGUGUAAUCUCCCUCCAUUUGCAUUCCUCUACCAUAAACAGCUCCAGUCUCUCUUCAGACACUGGUCAAGUCAAAUCCAUCUCCUUUGACAGCUCCAGGGCCUAUGUAGAGUUCUACCGCUCGUCAAUGAGAGGUUCUGGCGUUCUCCCAGAGGUCUCUCUGUCUCUCCUCCUCGCGCAGAAGAGACUUCCUCUCCAUCUCAACGUUUAACCCGCUGGAGAGGUGGAGACUUGGGCAGGGGGGUAGUGUAUCUCACACCUCAGAUAUACACGGUACACACACACACACGCACACUGCAGCGAGCAUUAUCAGAUGAGUCAUAGUUACAUUUUAAGUGAGAGUAGUCAUGUGACCACAUCCCCUAGACAGUGUGAUGUUUAGAUGAUGUUCUGUACAUUAGUGCUGUUCUGUUACAGGUCUCUCUCUCUCUGUGUCUCUCUCACUCACUGUGUGUGUGUGUCUCAGGGUGAAUGUGGAUUUUCAGAAUCAGUCAGUGAGCCCUGUCGGGGUUCUGAGCAGCUCCAUUGAGUUGGAGAAUCUUCCGUCUAACCCUGUCUUUAUCGUCAAUAUCACCGAGGUGUCUGUUCCGCCUCUUUCACUUUCAGUGCACAAAUAAAAAAAAAAGCAGUGGCUCCUGUGUGUGUGUGUGUGUGUGUGUGUGUGUGUGUGUGUGUGUGUGUGUGUGUGUGUGGAGAAAGUCUGGAGUCUGGAGAAACAGAGGUGGCUGACAGUGGCCGUUAAUACACGGGUGCUCUGCCCACUUCCUGUCUCACUUUAUCCAAAUCUUCUGUGUCUCGCCCCUUUCUCUGAAACUCACACCAAACCUGGGAACUACUACAGAGCCAAAAUACUGCAUGUCAUGGGGAGUAAUGUGGAGGUAACAUCUGUACACACACACUA
Molecule: messenger RNA, 1445 nt
Organism: Ictalurus punctatus (channel catfish)
Lineage: Eukaryota; Metazoa; Chordata; Actinopteri; Siluriformes; Ictaluridae
Product: ATP-dependent RNA helicase TDRD9-like
Exons: 6
Coding region: 196-552 (118 amino acids)
Source: RefSeq, a predicted model, not a curated record